AUGAACAGCAAACAGGAACUCGGCCAUACUCAAGGCGAAGGCCUUGCACCUGCAAAUUGUACUAUGGAAUCCGUAAUUGGCGAUUACACAACUGUAAGAGAUCGCCUCAAGAGUAUACUGUCUCCAAAGAACAUUGAGGAGUUUCACGAAAUACUCGUAGGAAUAAAGUGCAACGAAGGAAUAGAUCGUGAAGUUAUUUUAAAAAUUGAUACGCUUUACGAAGAAAUCGCAAGCGGUAAAUGUAUUGUAGGGGAUACCCCGCUCACUUUGAUGGACAUUGCAGAGUGCUACAUAGCAACAUUGAUCUCAUACUUGCAUGAUAUUUUGGCUAUUGAACUAAUUUUAAACAUCUUAUUAUAUUCAAACAACACACAUUUGUCAAACUAUAGUGAACAACGCUUACACGAAUUGAUUUUUGAUUUUAAACUUGUCAUACCAUUGGAUAAAUUAAAAUGCAAAACAGCGCUAUUACCAGUACUGCUAAAGAGUACAAGCUUGCUUAAGAAGAAAAGAAUAUCUGACUGUGAAUCAAGGAUUAACACCGGCUAUGAACUUUGCAAAGAAAUUCUAUCCAGUGAAGAAUUCCUUGAAAGUAUCAAGGAAGAAAAGGCUGACUUGUAUAACUACAUGAUUAGCCUCAAGUUUGAUAACAGAUCCAUGAAGGAACUGACAAACAAGGAUAAUUGGCUCAAAACAUGUUUGCAGUUGCAGCAUUAUGUUGGAUCAUACUCAAAGGGUAUGCCAAAGUUUGUGGAUAAUCUAGCAAAAGCCUGCAAAUGGAUUGAGACAAAAACAGAUUUUGGGGAAGAAGCUUCUUUUUUCAAGCUAAUAACUGGUAAAUUUUUUAAUCCUGUGUUUCAAAUAGAGUUGCUCCUGACAUAUGUGGAAGAAUAUGCUGGUGAAUUUUACACUGAGCCAAAAUCUAGUACUGAUAUAGACGGAUUCUUAAAGUUGGUGUCUAACGAAGAUAUAAAGAGUGUGGCAUGGAUCAUCGACACCGAUGUGUUGCCAGCCUUGCUAUCACUGGUAUACACCAAAUCAAAUAUUGAACGGUUCAAGGCAUGGAUAGAUAAAGUUGUAAAGUCCGGUGGAAAAGGCACGCUUUUAUGUAAAGCUAUGAUUUACAAACUCUCUCUAAUUUGGAUGAAUGAUCAAAGGGUACUUACAACAAAGUAUAAUCCAAUUCAGCUCAAGUUGGCAACAAUGAAUCCCAUUUACUGGCAUAUCUAUGAGUCAUGUAUCCAGGAAUUUGUGACCAGAAACAAGCUCAUGGCAGAAAUUAAGAACUUGAGUGGCGAAUCCCUAAAGGAUAAAGAUUGCGAAGUGCUCUAUGACUUUAUUUUCAGCAUAGCAAUAAAUAUGCCAUGUGAGUGCUUUUUUCUGAUACUCCUGGAAAUCAUGCGCCUAGUGGAUUAUGACUAUGAUGUAAUCAAUUUUACCCUUCAAAUGUAUCAAUCUACUGUUUUUGAGAUUUUUAAAUCAAAUAGUGUUAGAUUUAGCCGUGGUAUUUUGGAAAUUGUCUGUUACUGCCGCCAAACAUUUGAUUGGGGGUUUAUGAACCUUUUGAUAAAAUCCAUUGACAACCUCAUAGAGACAGAGUCUGACGCAUUUGCAAAGCAAACUUUGGCUACCGGAUUUAUUGAUUAUCUCGAAUGGAAGUUGACACAAAUAAAAUCGCAAUCAAGCUUGACAAAUGUUAAGCUUUAUAUACCCACAUGUAACAUAAUCGCCGAAAUUUUUUACAUUUUGCAUCACGUCAUUGGGACUGAUGACGUUCUGGUUGACAUUUUCUUUUUAUACAAUGAGCAAUAUAAGAGUCUUAAUCACUACAACAUACUCUUGCUACCACUAUUCAAAGCGUUGGAAGCUAAAUUUGAGCCACUAGAGUCAUUUUCUGUGGGAGAUGAAGAAACUCCUGCCGAUGAAGCGGUACGUAGUGUAGGAGCUGGUGAUGUGUUAGAUCUAAGUGAUAAAGUGGAACUUUCCAUAGGGUUAAAUAGGGAUGUAUAUGGAUACUUACUCCUCAAUGAUGAUGCUGAAGUUACCACUACACAUAUAAUCCACCUCAUUUUUGCCGGUAAAAUGCAUACUAGCAUAUUAAACGCUAUUAAGUUGUUGAAUAAUGAAUUGGAAAGUUUGAGGUCACAGUACAUUUUGGAUUUGCUCCUGCGGAAGUUUGUAAAUAGGUUUCAUGGCAUCUUGUCUUUAACGAUGCCUAGCACUUUCUGCUUUCAUUUUCUGCAGGCAUCACCAGGGACCGUUACAGAUGACUCAUCUUCAACGACAAAUGAGAAAAUAGCUGAUAUUCUAAAGUCAUUGGCCAUCUUUUCUGGGUCAAUGGUAAGUCUUCACUUAUCCGGACCACACAUUGACUCUAUAUAUUUGAUAUUGAGAAUAAUACUGGAGGCAUUAAAGCGUGAUGAUAUCUUUAUAGUUGAAUUUGCACUGCAAGCGAUUUUAUCCAUAAAGAAUUUGCACUGUUACCCAGCCUUUGUAAAGGAGCUCGCCACCAACAAGAGAGUUGAAAAAAUUUGCCCGGGUUUGUAUUCUGUCAUGUCUAGUACAAAGGGGGCUGUCUCAGGGUCUGUUUCAGAGAUUGAAACUCUGGAAGACUCUCUAAUAGCGACAGAUGUAAUUUCCAAUAUUGAAAAGGCCGUUGAAACUGUAGCUUGUGUAAAGGAUAAAUUAGACAAGGGUGACCUCAAGGACAGAAGUACUGGCUUAAAGAUAUUAAAGCCAUCCAUACCAUCACCGCCUACAGAUGUACACAUCGAUCCCAUUCAAGGUACACCUAAAUCUGCUAGUGUAUUUUUCUCAAUAAUAAAUUUGGCGUCGAACAUUAGGUUUAAACAAUUUAAAGUUGAUGUACCUUGGAAUCAGGAACAAUUAGGUAUGAGCAAUAUUAACGCUACUCUUGAUGAUUUCCUGAAUUUAUUGAGAGCUGAUUUGAAUGUUCCUCCGGCUGACGUGGAAAGUUUGAACAUUAUAAAUGCGUCAUUUGGUACAAAGCAGUUUAUAGCUCACGUUGAGAGGUUGGUAAGUUCUGGAUAUACUGAUUGGUUACUUUUUGCAAUUCAUCGUUAUGCAAUACUUCACGAUGAAUCGGUAUUUCGCGACUGCAUAGUAUUUGUCUCUACUUUGGGAGGAAACCGUAUGAUGGACGCUUUGGUUAGAUUCUCUGCAUAUUCAAUAAACACAUUUUUAAAAUAUUUAAAGUCAUGUAGGGCUCUUUUAAUAUAUCGCAAACUUUUGAAAAUAUCGGGAUCAUGGCUUGGUGCCUUGACUGUUGGUAGAAAUAAACCACUUCUAACAAAGCACCUGGAUUUAAAACACCUGAUUAUACACGCAUAUGAGAAUGGAAUGCUCACAAUCAUUAUUCCAUGUGUUUGUAGGCUUUUGGAGAACAUUACAAAUUCUAAAAAUUUUAAAUUGCCAAAUCCAUGGACAAACUCUAUUUUGGGUCUCUUAGCUGAAAUAUGCACUAUAAAAGGACUUAAAUCACUGCUUAAUAAUGAGGUUGCAGCACUUUUCACCAAUCUGGAUUUCAAUCCUGCGACUUCUACUUGUAAUAUAUUAAGACACAAAGUAAUUGCAGAUGCCGAUCAAAGUCCAAAGUUUGGAUCUGCGAUUUGGAGUUACUCUGGAUCGUGUGUUUCUGACUCCAAAAUUAAGAUUCCACCAAUACAUGAGGAGAUUAGGCUGCUACUAAAGAGAAAGAUUGCCUUAAAUCCAAAAGUAUCAAACUUGAGUUCUCAUGUUCCUUGGCAUGAUCUUAUUUUGUCAGCUGUAGAAACGUGUUACAAAGAAUCUGUUACUGUGAUUGAAAAGACUGUUAUGACAUGUAUGAUCACUUGCAUUGAAAUUAUAAAGUUGGACUUUACACAGGAAACACCAGUGGAUAUUGUUAAGAGAUGUAUAUCUUCAAUGUCAUCUGGACUUGCUAGUAGUUUGGUAUUUGUAAAUUCUCGUGAUGUGUUGUCUUCAAUUCUAUCAUCACAAAUUUAUGAAAAGUUGGCAGCUAUAAUUUCUGGCAAUUCUAUGGAUCCAAAGUUCCAUCUUUCGUCUGGUUUGGAAAAGAUACCAAACAUACCUCCUCAAAAUUUGGUGGAGAUAAACAAUGUUGGAGUUGAGCAGAUUUCUAGAAUACUUGCAAAGGAUAACAUUGGACUAGUUUGUGCUCUGGUUGAACAGUUAACGAUUGAGCUAAUGACAAGGUGUCUUGAGGAUAUUGUGAAUUCAUGGCGUGGUAGCAAAAGUAUUGAAAGGAAACUCCCAGAAUCCCUGCAAAUACAUUCCCUGGAUAUAUCUUCUCGUUUGAAUCUAUACAAGAAGUUUGUAUACUUGGUACCGUCUGCAUUAACAAGGAUGCAAGGGGAUGCUGGAAAGGCUGAUAAACGCCAUAUGGGUCUCCGUCUCCCAGAUUACUUUAUAAUCCCACCUAUUGACAACCUCCCAACAUCUCUAAUCCUCUGCAAGUUUGACGAAUUUGAAAAUAGACUGAAGGAAGCUAUGAAAUACCUUUUGAUGUAUCCACCUAUUGUACCCCUUGCGACUAGCAAGUUUUAUUACACUGCAGAUACUCCAUCUCUACUCCUUCUGUCAUGCCUGCCAAAGGAUCAUCAAAUAUUCUCGUUGCUAUGGAAUAUGCAUUAUCUGUUCUUGAGGGCAGGUGAUGUUAUGGAAUGCUUUGAGGUUUUAAUAAACAAGGUUGUAAAGUCCAUCACAGAUGCAUACAAGGGCGUUUGUGUCACAACCCUUGUGUACGAGGUGGAACUUUGUCUCUUGGAAAUGCUUUGUAUGGAUUCCCCAAAUCUGCUCAACGUUUCUUCGAGUAUGCUUCCAAAUUUGACUUUUGGUAAACUCAUUCUCUUUUUGCGCUUCAAACUCAUCAAGAUGAGCGUGUUGGACUGCUAUCUUUCCAACAGUGGAGAUGUGGAAUUCGUCGCAAAGAUUAUUUACAGGCUCAUUGUAGAGUGCAGUUAUGUGACGGUUAACGAUUUACCACUCUCUAUUCAGUAUCUUAAUCAGUUUGAUAAGGGAACCAUAAUACACUCUGUUGGAGCGCCAAUUGAGUUGAAAAAACUUUAUGAACGGUUGAUAAAUUACAAGAGUGAACCAAGUGAUAAGCUGCGUAGCUUGCGCUACUAUAUGACAGAGCCAGGAUGCUCGAGAAAUGGAAGUGAUGUGCAGAUUGCAGAACUUGUUAAUCCAAGGUACAUUAAAAUGUUUGCGGACUAUGUCAAGGGAAGUGAUGCAGAUCGUGAUCGGUUCUUUUUAAAUUUUACUGAGCAACCGAUUGAUGGAUAUAUUGCUUCUACGCUAUUGUGUGCACUCCAAAUGUCAUAUGAGCCUGUAGGAACAGAAAUUAAAUUUGAUAAAGUUCCGCAGAUUACUCAUGACGCACCAAUCCUUGAUUAUUGUAAUAUAUGGUCACAAAUGGUGAUUGGUUUUAUUCAAAAUGACAUUUUUACAUUACAAAAAAUUCUACACUUGAUACUUACAAUAAUGAAUCACAAGAUUUGCUUCCCCCUUAUCGCAAAAAUAAUUGAAAACAUUAUCGCUAAUUUGGAAGGAAACAACGCUCAUGUAUCAAUGGCUCACUUUUUGAUAAGCUGUUCACCCUCGGAAAUGGUGGAGUUUGGUCAGUAUUGGCUGCCAAUUGCUACUAGCAAGGCUUUUCUGCAACAUCUUAUUGCAUCACCCGCUGAUUGGCCACUAUGUAGUCAAAUUCUACAGCAAGCCAUACUAUCUCCGCAUUCGAAUGCUACAUCCAUAACGUACCUUAUUGUCCUCUUAAUACAGAGUGCACCCGAAUUUAUUUGUGGAUACUAUCUUGGUUUGUGUGACGUUUUAUCUCCAAGGAACAUAAAGCUUCGUAAUUUGCUGACCUGUCCAGCGCCCAGGAAUGUAAAGCUCCCAAACCCAGUAAACUUUGAGGAUACAAUUGAUGUGCCUCCAAUGGUCUUUACAAAUCACAUACAAACUAUACUCCAAAGGACUACAUUAAAGGGUCUUACGGAUGUCUUUAUCACAAAACCAACGGACAAGUGCUUUUUUGGUAUUCUAAGGGAGCUUAAACUUCAGGAAAAUUUGGAUCUAAUGCUUAUCAAUCACUAUACGCUAUACAUUGGAUACACCCUCCCUACCCUCUUUCACAAACUCUCAAAUGCUAGUGCAAAUUCACAUGCCAUUACAAUUGUGAACUGCUACAAGCUCCUAGAGAGGUUGAUCCACCAGUGCAAGGGACAUAUAAAACACAUUCUACUUGGAAGUGUUAUGCUCCACAUUAGAUAUCCAAACAGCACAACCUUUAAGUUUAUAACGUUUAUAAAGGGCCUAUUUGAAAAGGGUGAAAACAGCAUUCAGGAACACAUUAUACUUGUAAUCUUGGAACGUUUGCUCACACCAAAACCACAUCCAUGGGGAAUUGUAAACCUCUUGUUUCAACUCGUAAGGGACGCCAAGUACAAGUUUUGGAGUCACAUUCAAAACAAUCCGCAAGUGGAACAGCAUCUCAAGAAGAUCAUUCAGUCAUAUCUUGUCACCAAUAAGCCUAAUGACCAGGCACAACAAAUGGGCGAUCAUUGA
Messenger RNA from Theileria equi strain WA, 6588 nucleotides. RefSeq lists its product as hypothetical. Gene Ontology annotation, biological process: nuclear-transcribed mRNA catabolic process, deadenylation-dependent decay. Lineage: Eukaryota; Apicomplexa; Aconoidasida; Piroplasmida; Theileriidae. Bases 1 to 6588 code for a protein of 2195 amino acids. The transcript has a single exon. Gene Ontology annotation, cellular component: CCR4-NOT core complex; P-body. The record is from RefSeq and is a predicted model, not a curated record. Gene Ontology annotation, molecular function: molecular adaptor activity.